GAGCUGUGGAGCGCACCGCUCACAGGGUCUACUGAGGACGCGGGGGCGACGCUUGGAGCAGAGUUUGGUGCGAGAUUGAAAGAGGAAACCGCAGCAGGAAGAUGGCGGCUCGGCCGCGGCGGCAUCGGUCUCGUUGUGCAGAAGUGUCCCGAGGUGAUUUUUGUGACGGCGCUAAGGAGAUGAUCGACGAAUCCUCUUUUACCACCUCCAUGGAGUGGGACACACAGGUGGUGGAGGGGUCCUCGCCGCUCGGUCCGACGAAAUGUGGGGCGAAAGAACAGCCAAUCAGCCCGCUGCUGCCGUCGUGGCUGCAGCCCGAGAGAUGCGCGGUGUUCCAGUGCGCGCAAUGCCACUCUGUGCUGGCGGAUUCAGUGCACCUCGCCUGGGACCUGUCGCGUUCCCUUGGGGCCGUGGUCUUCUCCAGAGUCACAAAUAACGUCAUUUUGGAAGCACCCUUCCUGGUUGGCAUUGAAGGUUCGCUUAAAUGCAGCACUUACAACCUUUUAUUCUGUGGUUCCUGUGAAAUUCCCAUUGGUUUCCAUCUAUAUUCCACCCAUGCUGCUUUGGCUGCCUUGAGAGGUCACUUCUGCCUUUCCAGUGAUAAAAUGGUGUGCUAUCUCUUAAAAACAAGAGCUAUAGUAAGUGCAUCUGAGAUGGAUAUUCACAAUGUACCUCUACCAGAAAAGAUUUUAGAGCUGAAAGAGAAGAUAAUGCUGAUGCAUACUCAGUUAAAUUCACUAAUGAAGAUUCUGAAUGAAGUGACUCCUGACCAGUCCAAGCCAGAAAAAUGAACCAAAGUUUGAGUUUCAAGUUCAGACUUUUUUGUUACCUUCCACAACAGGCUGUUCAUUUCUUUUAAAACAAUUGUCUUCAAGAACAGAACAGAGACUGGAGUUGUAGCUCGGUGGAAGAGCGCUCGC
Marmota flaviventris (yellow-bellied marmot) is the source of this 920-nucleotide messenger RNA. RefSeq names its product Opa interacting protein 5 (gene Oip5). Gene Ontology annotation, cellular component: nucleus; chromosome, centromeric region; chromatin. Gene Ontology annotation, biological process: CENP-A containing chromatin assembly; chromosome segregation. NCBI's taxonomy places the organism in Eukaryota, Metazoa, Chordata, Mammalia, Rodentia, Sciuridae. The record is from RefSeq and is a predicted model, not a curated record.